Stylophora pistillata is the source of this 1801-nucleotide messenger RNA. RefSeq lists its product as uncharacterized. Gene Ontology annotation, molecular function: sequence-specific DNA binding. NCBI's taxonomy places the organism in Eukaryota, Metazoa, Cnidaria, Anthozoa, Scleractinia, Pocilloporidae. Gene Ontology annotation, biological process: regulation of DNA-templated transcription. The record is from RefSeq and is a predicted model, not a curated record.
AAUGGCAUUUCACAACCCACUGGCAAUUGAUGCAAACAGAGUUAGUAGAGUUCCCUCUAUUAACUCUGAUGCAAAUGUGGUUGGACGUUCAUUUUUGUUCUAAUCACAGAACGUUUUAAUCUCUUAAUCAAGGAAUAAUGUCAAGUCAAGACAACAAUGAGACAUCGUCUUCUCAAUAUUUCUGUCGCAAGUGUAAGUGUCACGGGAUGUAUUUUCCAGUGAAAGGUCAUAAACCAUAUUGUGAAUACAAAAACUGCGAAUGCUCGAAUUGUAGCCGCGUGCCUCGAAGGUCGAGAAACUCCUUUACCGUUCCACCGGCGGUGGAAUCAGAAGAAGACGAUGUUGUCGUUGUCGGAGAAGUACGUAAUAAAUCCAAUGGAGGGCAAGAAGUUAAACAAGAGACCACGGACACUAAACCAAUACCUGCGAAUCCAGCAGAAUCAAACAAGUACUCCAGCCUGACCAAUGAAAACCUGGUAACAACAAGUACAGUUUCCUCAGCCAAGUCGCCUGUUACCAAACGACAACCUGUUCGCCGACAAAACACGCCAGCGGCUACCAGUUCAGAGGAGCGACAAAAGAUUCUGCAGCAACUGAAGGAGCUACACGAACUCAAAAAGUGUGAGGCGUUAAAUGCCGAAGAGUUUGAGGAGAAAAAAAGGAUACUUUUGAAUGACUUUAGAUGAAAGGGUUUGCCUCUAAUAUGUCUUCAAAACUACCGCUGACCAUUUGGUCUCCUAUCAAUAGAACAUUAUCAACUUUAGGUUAAACUUUUCAAGUUUGUCACUGAUUUAGUUAUCUGUGCCAAUCUUCUCUAUCCUUGUCAUAGUUGCUUCUCUUAAGUCUAUAAUCACUUCUUUAGUGUUAAUAUUUCUUUGAAAGCUACCACUUUAACGUUGCCUUGUUUGAAAACAAUUGUUUUGUUGUCAAAAACGUCGUAAACUACACAUCUCAAAUGGCGGGAAGCAAAUUAGUCUUGCUUCUCAUUCUUGUUCCUUUAAUUAAGGUAAUUUGGUGACGUAGUUGGCCUCCAAAGAAAAUUUUUAACGUUGUAAUUUCGAAUGUAAUUAGGCCUCGUGACAGCGAUUAAGCGAUUGGCUAUCAAAGGGCUAACACUUGAAAAUCAGCUUUAGAGAAUCUCUGACUUAUUACAUUAUCAAAAUUAUCAACUUGAUAGCACAGAUUUUUUUCGAAAUACCUCCACGCAGAGCCACAUCUUCUUCAGAAACUUACCCUUCUAACACCCUCCCUAUUGUCCCCCCCCCCCCGUUGUUUCUGUAUGGACUACUUUUUGUUUAUUUUAAUCAUAGCCUCAUGCGAGGAUUCAAGGGGGACAAACUUGGAUCAUGCGGAAAUGAAAAUGACAUCUUAAAGCAUUCUCUGAAUGUAUUUUCCGUCUUCUCAGGUUUUCAAAACUUUUCCAACCCCUUGGGCCGCGCCGGUUAUUUGAAAAAAGUUUAGCCGUUGCUUAAUAGACAACACCGCGUUCCAGUAUCCAUCUUCAAUUUAGCUGAAAAUGAACUGAUCUGAAAAUCAGGAAAUCGCUUGCUGAACAUUUUAUACUUGGAUAUUUCUUUCAGAUUUAAUCAACCCUAGACCUGUCUGACCACAGUUUGGAUUAGACCUCGUGUAAAUAACCAGCCCCUUAUAUUUAGAAGAGGCAAUUUGGUCAAGGAAAAAGCUGAAGUACGGUUUUAAAAGUUACACCUAUUAGCCUAAGUUGUUGUUAAUAGUGGAGACUAAAUUGUGGCAUGUAGAUUGUAAGUGACCCAUAUGAGGUGUAAUAAAUGCUCCAAUCCAC